Oncorhynchus tshawytscha (Chinook salmon) is the source of this 2519-nucleotide messenger RNA. RefSeq lists its product as uncharacterized. Lineage: Eukaryota; Metazoa; Chordata; Actinopteri; Salmoniformes; Salmonidae. The record is from RefSeq and is a predicted model, not a curated record. The transcript has 6 exons. Bases 271 to 1545 code for a protein of 424 amino acids.
AGAGAUAUGCCAGGGAACAGCAGCUCCACACAGGCCUCCAUAUGCAUGCAGCAUCAGCGCCGUGACAGGAUGAUUGAUGAGGAGGUGUGUCAUAAGAAUGCAGGCGGAGCAUCAGGGAUGUUUCAAAUUCUACAUCCCAAACUCACCUCUCACCUCAGUUAAUGACUAUGUGGGCUUUUCUAAACCAGAGACUUUUCAUUUUCCUCCUCGUGCUGCUACCAUUUAGCAGAAGAAGAAUGAGGAAGAGGGGACAGAAUUUGGGUUUUUGAAAUGGAUUUCAUGCGCUUUACCAAUCCUCUGGAGACCUGGGUGAUUGAGGGCCCCCAGGAGAGAGUAGCUAUGGAGGGCCAGUGGGAAGGAGGUGAAUCUGGAGAUUCCCUCAUGCUUUCAGGGGCCACUUUCAUGUCUAAAUCUAACGUGGGGACACUGAUGCGGUCUGAUACAGAGGAUUCUGGGGUGGAGAUCUGUUCUGAGGCUUCUCUCCCCUCCUCUCCUCCCUCUGUGUCCACGAGUAAUACAGAUAUUGAUCCUACAGUCAGUGACGAGGAUGGAUUCCCCUCUACCUCUUCUCCAUGCUCUCCUGUCCUCUCUCUGCCAUCUUCCUGCUCCUCUUCCUCCCUGUCCCUCUGCCCCAGGGCUCAGCGGCACAGGGAGCUGGCUGCGGUCAUGCAUCUAAAAUUGGAGCAGGCACUGAGGAGGGCAGACUCUGGAGACAGAGACGCUGUGCCCCGACAGCGGUGUCACACGGCUUCACUACCAUCACCUCACACAGUGACCCAUAUACAGAGGGCAAGUCACAGGUCAGGGAGUGCUGGUCUGAGGAGGACAGUCAGCCAGUCAGUAGUGGAAGAACAGGCCUCAACGGCUCUGCUGCAGCACAGAGGAGGGCUCUGCCCACAUCACAAGACCCUGCCUGCUCAGACAGACACAGAGAUCAGGGAGAAGGAUGUGUGUGAGGAGGAGUAUGAGAGGCUCACCCCUGGGCUGGGCUACCUGGAGCAGGUAUGCCGGAUGCUGGAGGAGAUCGCCAGCCUACAGCUACGUAACCAAGGGUUACAGGUGGAAAUGGAUGCUCUCCGGGAGCAGCAGGGGAGCCAGAAUUCCGAACGCAACCAGUGUGACUUCAAGGCUUCUGAGGAAGGCGGCCCCUCUGCCAAUGAAAGACUUGAAGUCAAAGAUUAUGAGGACUUACCCUGCCAAUCAUCUCAUAGCAAUAGUAAUGUGCAUCAGCAUUUUCGACAUAGGUCAACAUCGGACACAGUACUCAUGAUGGGACAUCUAAAGAAGGGGAAGGAAGUGUCUGGAAGGAGGUCCCGGACUAUAGAGGAUCUGCUUGAGCAUCCCGAGGAUGAUGAAAAGCAGGAGAAAGAAGAAUCAGGAAAGAAAGAACAGGGAAGUAGGACAAAGACCUGGAAGCUGAAGAUUGGCUCUCUGAGGAGGGAGACCACAGAGAAAACCAGCCAACAGAUGAAUUCAUCCGUGAAGAAAGCUAGCGGGCGUUGGUUGGGACAGCUGUUCAGGAGCAGGAAAGCUGUGCCAGAAUGAGAAGAGCAGGAUGUUCCAACAUUACAGUCAUUGGUAACAUUCCUCCUCUAAGACUUGGAGAAUGAGGACAUAUACUGUAGCACUUUUUACACAAAGCUGUGGAUGAAUAGGACUCACAUCUAUUUAGUCAUCUCAUUAUAUGGAUAUUGACAUGUAUAUUUAUUGUCUAAUUCUUAGUAGUUAAAUAGGAAUUUUAAUGUGAUCUCAGUGAUCAUUGUCCCACAGUAUGUUUUAAAGAUUCCAAACAGCAAAAUACGAAUCCUCGUUUAAUUAAGAAGAUACAUUUUAAAAAGUUUUCUCCUCUCAAGGGUUUUUACAUGACAUCUGUUUAAGCAGUAAGGCCCGAGGGGGUGUGGUAUAUGGUCAAUAUACCAUGACUAAGGGCUGUUCUUAUGUACGACGCUACAUUGAGUGCCUGGAUACAGGCCUUAGCCAUGGUAUAUUAGCCAUAUAUUACAAACCCCGAAGGUGCCUUAAUUCUAUUAUAAACUGGUUACCAACGUAAUUAGGGCAGUAAAAAUAAAUGUUUUGUCAUACCCGUGGUAUACGGUCUGAUAUGCCACGGCUUUCAGCCAAUCAGCAUUCAGCGCUCGAACCACCCAGUUUAUAAUCUGAUUUAGCCACUCUCUCUUGUAUUCAGGAUCCUGAGUUGGCUCUAGAAAAUGUCUCCUCCAUAUUUUUUAACUCCAUAUACACACCCCUUUUGAACAAUUCAGAGGCAAAGAUAAAUAUAACCGUUGGUUUUCUUAUGAGCUAUCUGAGCUCAUUAAGAUGUCAAAUCAGACCUGGGCCAAAGCAAGGAAAACUGAAAGGUGGCAAUCUUUCAGACAACUGUCAAUUUGACAAUCUUUCGGACAACUGAGAAGCAGAUGUACUAUCUCGAUUACAAAAGCUGUACUGAGCAAUAUAAACGCAACAUGUAAAGUCUUGUUCCCAUUUUUCAUGAGCUGAAAUAAAAGAUCCCCCAAAUCUUC